Helianthus annuus (common sunflower) is the source of this 838-nucleotide messenger RNA. RefSeq names its product vesicle transport protein SFT2B. Gene Ontology annotation, cellular component: membrane. Lineage: Eukaryota; Viridiplantae; Streptophyta; Magnoliopsida; Asterales; Asteraceae. Gene Ontology annotation, biological process: vesicle-mediated transport. The record is from RefSeq and is a predicted model, not a curated record. The coding region runs from base 71 to 559 and encodes 162 amino acids. The transcript is spliced from 6 exons.
CUCCACCACCACCAACUUGUAGUUACAGUUGGAGAGUUGAAUGAUUAACCAACCCAUUUUGGUUUGAAAAAUGUGGAAGCAGGCACAAUCUCUAUUCGCAGAAGAAGAAGAUGAAGAGUUACAAGAAAAUCUGUUGUACGAAACCGACGAUCUCUGUUCGUUAUCUUCCACACAGAGAUUAUAUGCGUUUGGUGUCUGUUCGUUAGCUGGGCUCGUCUGUAUGUUCCUGUCGAUGAUUGUGUUUGCCAUACCGAUUAAGUUUGCUGUCUUGUUUACCUUUGGCAACAUGCUGGCUGUUGGAAGCACAACUUUCCUCAUGGGACCUGCACGACAACUACAGAUGAUGUUUGACCCAGUUCGUAUAUAUGCCACGUCUAUUUAUAUUGGGUUCGUUGUUCUAGCUCUCAUUUGUGCUCUUUGGAUUCACAGCAAGUUAUUAACCAUGAUCGCCAUACUAUGUGAGAUAUGUGCUCUUAUCUGGUACAGUUUAAGCUACAUACCGUUUGCUCGUUCAAUCGUCUCAAAAGUGACGAUCCGUUUAUUUGAUACUGAGAUUUAGGUGAAGGGAUUCAAAGACAUUUUGGUUCAUAUUGAUUGUGGAGAACCCAGCGAGUCAUGAUUCUCAUCUUAUGUGUGCCAUUGUCAUAAUCUUUUCAUGAUAAUUUUUAAUUUUUUGUUUCAUUUUGGUGUUGAGUUUCAACAUAAGGGUGUUUGGAUGUGCGUUUUGAAAAUGAAGUGAUUUUCAGAGAAUGAGCGAUACAAACGAGUUGUAAUAGAUAUAGGUUGGAUGUGGUUUUGUUUGAAUUUGUAAUAAUCUAGUAGUAUGCCAUUUGAGUCA